UCGCGGCGCAGGCGCGGUGCGCGCGGCGGGUACUGGGGCUGGCCGGGCUCUUUUGUUCGAGGGAGGCGGACGGAGAAGGGCCAGGCCCGCCGCGCCACCGGACCCGCCCCGGUCGCCUGCCCCCGCGUCCUGCAGACCCCUUCCCUUCGGUGAACGGUUGGCGGGGCUGUGUAAGCAGCGUCGCCCCCAAGCUGAAAAACUGGCCAGCACAAUGGGAAAAAAGCAGAACAAGAAGAAAGUGGAAGAGGUCUUAGAGGAAGAGGAGGAGGAGUAUGUGGUGGAGAAGGUGCUGGAUCGCCGGGUGGUGAAGGGCAAGGUGGAAUACCUGCUGAAGUGGAAAGGCUUCUCCGAUGAGGACAACACAUGGGAGCCAGAGGAGAACCUGGACUGCCCAGACCUCAUUGCUGAGUUCCUGCAGUCCCAGAAAACUGCCCACGAGAGUGAGAAGUCCGAGGGCAGCAAGCGCAAAGCGGAGUCUGACUCGGAGGACAAAGGGGAAGAGAGCAAACCAAAGAAGAAGAAGGAGGAGUCAGAGAAACCGCGAGGCUUCGCCCGAGGGUUUGAGCCGGAGAGGAUCAUCGGUGCCACGGAUUCCAGCGGGGAGCUGAUGUUCCUGAUGAAGUGGAAGAACUCCGACGAGGCCGACCUGGUCCCCGCCAAGGAAGCCAACAUCAAGUGCCCGCAGGUGGUGAUCUCCUUCUACGAGGAGAGGUUGACAUGGCACUCCUACCCCUCAGAGGAUGAUGACAAGAAAGAGGACAAGAACUAACCCCCCUCUGGCACCCAGCUCUGGCCAGCCUUUGUAUAAAGAUCUGAACUGUGGGUUUUGAGCAAAGAGGGGGAGAGAAAGAGAGAGAGAGUGAGAGAGAGAGAGAGAGAGAGAGGGGGGAAGAGAGAGAACGCAGCUCCUCUGCUCGCUUGGGAGUGUAGAGAUGGCUGGAGAAGAUGCCCUUUGAAGAGACCAGUAUGGUUUCUGUGCCCUGCAGCUGCUCAACUGCUUUCUGCAGCUUCAUGCUGUGUACAGAUUCAAACCAGCCCAGCUCAAUUUGGGGA
Messenger RNA from Dryobates pubescens (Downy woodpecker), 1053 nucleotides. It is a transcript of the gene CBX1, whose product is annotated as chromobox 1. Lineage: Eukaryota; Metazoa; Chordata; Aves; Piciformes; Picidae. Gene Ontology annotation, cellular component: nucleus; pericentric heterochromatin. Gene Ontology annotation, molecular function: chromatin binding. The record is from RefSeq and is a predicted model, not a curated record. Bases 212 to 769 code for a protein of 185 amino acids. Gene Ontology annotation, biological process: chromatin organization; negative regulation of transcription by RNA polymerase II. The transcript is spliced from 5 exons.